AUGGCUCCUCUUCCCAUCAAAUUCACGGAGCUCAUUAAUUUGACGAAUGCCGAAAUCGCGCCGGCGUCGAUUGGUUUUAACUCAUGUACUCUAGAAUCGGAUCACUUCGUCUGUGUCCGCCAAAAACUUAAUGAAGAAGACAAGCCGCAAGUCAUCAUCAUUGAUUUGAAGAACAACAAUGAAGUCAUCAAGCGGCCCAUUAACGCCGACAGUGCUAUCAUGCACUGGUCCAAGAACAUCAUUGCCCUCAAGGCCCAAGGUCGAACGAUCCAAAUUUUCGAUCUCACAGCCAAGCAGAAGCUCAAGUCUGCCGUUAUGAAUGAAGAUGUUGUGUACUGGAAGUGGUUCAGCGAGCAAAGUUUGGGUAUGGUUACGGACACCUCGGUUUACCACUGGGAUGUCUUCGAUCCCACCCAGUCUCAGCCACAGAAGGUCUUUGACCGACUCCCGAACCUCAGCGGCUGCCAAAUCAUCAACUACCGCGUAAACGAUGAGGAGAAGUGGAUGGUGGUUGUCGGAAUUAGCCAGCAGCAGGGCCGUGUUGUUGGUUCAAUGCAGCUGUAUUCCAAGGAACGCGGGAUUUCACAGUUCAUUGAAGGACAUGCGGCCGCUUUUGCUUCUAUUAGUGUGGAAGGCUCUCCCCUGGAGCACAAGCUCUUUUCCUUUGCUGUCCGGACGCCCACCGGGGCCAAGUUGCAGAUUGCCGAAAUCGACCACCAAGAGCCGAACCCGAGAUUUCAGAAGAAGGCUGUGGAGGUAUACUUCCCCCAGGAGGCAGUCAACGACUUCCCUGUUGCCAUGCAAGUCUCUGAAAAGUAUGACAUUGUUUACUUGGUCACCAAGUAUGGCUUCAUUCACCUCUAUGACCUCGAGUCUGGUACCUGCAUCUUCAUGAACCGGAUAUCUAGCGAGACGAUCUUCACAACUGCUCCUGAUGCCGAUUCCGCUGGUCUCGUUGGUGUUAACCGCAAGGGUCAAGUUUUGUCCGUCAGUGUCGACGAGAGCAACGUCAUCCAGUACUUGAUGGAAAACCCAGCGAUGUCUGGUCUAGCCGUCAAGCUAGCUUCCAAGGCUGGACUCCCGGGUGCCGACCACCUCUAUCAGCAGCAGUUCGACAGCCUGCUUGCUCAGGGAAAUUACUCGGAAGCUGCCAAGAUCGCUGCCAACUCCCCAAGAGGGUUCUUGCGGACGCCGGAGACCAUCAACAAGUUCAAGAACGCUCCCCAAACUGGGCAAAUGUCCGUCAUUCUGCAGUACUUCGGUAUGCUGCUGGACAAGGGAACACUCAACAAGUACGAAAGUAUUGAGCUUGUCCGCCCUGUCCUACAGCAAAACCGGAAACACUUGCUGGAGAAGUGGAUGCGUGAGAACAAGCUGGAAGGCUCUGAGGAGUUGGGUGACAUUGUCAGACCAUAUGACAUGAACCUGGCUCUCAGCAUUUACCUCCAGGCAAAUGUUGCCAACAAAGUCAUCGCGGGUUUUGCAGAAACCGGCCAAUUCGACAAGAUCCUUGCCUAUUCUAAGCAGGUUGGGUACCAACCAGACUACACCCAGCUCCUUCAGCACAUAGUUCGCGUGAACCCCGAGAAAGGUGCUGAAUUCGCGACCCAGCUCGCCAACGAAGAGUCUGGUGCCUUAAUCGACCUUGACCGCGUUGUCGAUGUUUUCCUUUCCCAGAAUAUGGUCCAGCAGGCUACGUCUUUCCUCUUGGAUGCUCUGAAGGACAACAAGCCCGAGCAUGGCCACCUCCAGACCCGGUUGCUUGAAAUGAACCUCGUGAACGCACCCCAAGUCGCCGACGCUAUUCUCGGAAACGAGAUUUUCACGCAUUAUGACCGUCCCCGCAUUUCUCAACUCUGCGAGAACGCUGGCCUUAUCCAAAGAGCCCUGGAAAACACCGACGACUCCGCCGUCAUUAAGCGCAACAUCGUUCGCACGGAUCAGCUGAACACCGAGUGGCUAAUGAACUUCAUUGGCCGCCUUUCCGUCGAGCAGACCCUGGAGUGCAUGGACACUAUGUUGGAGGUCAACAUCCGCAACAACUUGCAAGCUGUCGUUCAGAUCUGCACAAAAUUCUCAGACCUUCUUGGUCCCAGUCGUCUGAUUAGUCUCUUGGAGAAGUACCGCACCGCCGAGGGUCUUUACUACUACCUUGGAAGUAUUGUCAACCUGUCCGAGGAUCCCGAGGUUCACUUCAAGUACAUUGAAGCCGCCACUGCAAUGAACCAGAUCUCGGAGGUUGAGCGAAUCUGUCGUGAGAGCAACUACUACAACCCGGAGAAGGUGAAGAACUUCCUUAAGGAAGCUCGAUUGACCGAACAGUUGCCACUCAUCACCGUGUGCGACCGUUUUAACUUCGUUCACGACCUUGUCCUGUACCUCUACCAGAACCAGCAGUACAAGUCAAUCGAGGUGUAUGUGCAACGUGUCAACCCCUCGCGUACCCCCGCUGUUGUCGGAGGACUGCUUGACGUCGACUGUGACGAGAGCAUCAUCAAGAACCUUUUGUCUACCGUCGAUCCAUCUGUGAUACCCAUUGAUGAGCUCGUUUCCGAGGUCGAAACCCGUAAUAGGCUCAAGCUCCUUCUGCCCUUCCUUGAGGCGACUCUUGCCACCGGCAACCAGCAGCAGGCAGUCUACAAUGCCCUCGCAAAGAUCUACAUUGACAGCAACAACAACCCAGAGAAGUUCCUCAAAGAAAACGACCUGUACGACACUCUGGUUGUUGGAAAGUACUGUGAGAAACGUGACCCCAAUCUUGCAUACAUCUCUUACCGCAAGGGUCAGAAUGACCUGGAUCUCAUCAACAUCACAAAUGAAAACGCGAUGUACAGGGCCCAGGCCCGCUACCUUGUCGAAAGAGCCGACCCUGAGAUUUGGUCUUUCGUACUGAGCGAGAACAACAUGCACCGCCGAUCCAUGGUUGACCAGGUUGUUGCUACUGCUGUCCCAGAGUCUACCGAACCUGAUAAGGUAUCUAUUGCCGUCAAGGCUUUCCUCGAGGCGGACCUUCCCGGCGAUCUCAUUGAACUCCUCGAGAAGAUCAUCCUUGAGCCAUCUCCUUUUAGUGACAAUGGCAGUCUGCAGAACUUGCUGAUGCUCACUGCUGCCAAGGCCGACAAGGGUCGCCUUAUGGAUUAUAUCCACCAGCUUAAUGAAUUCAGCCCCGACGAGAUCGCCGAGAUGUGUAUCUCUGUUGGCUUGUAUGAAGAGGCGUUCGAAAUCUACAAGAAGGUCAACAACUACAGCUCCGCUGUUAAUGUCUUGGUUGAGAACAUUGUCAGCAUUGACCGCGCACAAGAGUUUGCCGAACGCGUUGAGCUGCCCGAUGUAUGGAGCAAGGUUGCGAAGGCCCAGUUGGAUGGCCUCCGUGUCUCUGAUUCCAUUGAGUCUUACAUCCAUGCCGGUGAUCCGUCCAACUACAACGAGGUCAUCGAAACCGCAACACACGCCGGCAAGGAUGAGGAUCUUGUUAAGUACUUGAAGAUGGCCCGCAAGACCCUGCGGGAGCCAGCCAUCGACACGGGUCUCGCCUUUUGCUAUGCUCGUUUGGAUCAGCUUGCAGAGCUUGAAGACUUCUUGCGAUCAACCAACGUUGCUGACAUCGAGGCUUCCGGUGACAAAGCUUACGAGGAGGGCUACCACCAGGCCGCUAAGAUUUUCUUCACUAGCAUCUCCAACUGGGCCAAAUUGGCCACAACCCUGGUGCACCUCGAAGACUACCAAGCAGCCGUCGAGUGUGCCCGCAAGGCCAACAGCGUUAAGGUGUGGAAGCAGGUCAACCAGGCAUGUGUGGACAAGAAGGAGUUCCGCCUGGCACAAAUUUGUGGUCUUAACCUCAUUGUACACGCCGAGGAGUUACAAGAUCUUGUCCGACAGUACGAGCGCAACGGAUACUUCGAUGAGCUCAUUGCUGUGCUCGAAGCUGGCCUGGGAUUGGAGCGUGCACAUAUGGGAAUGUUCACCGAGUUGGGCAUCGCUCUUUCCAAGUACCACCCUGACCGUGUCAUGGAGCACCUCAAGCUCUUCUGGUCCCGCAUCAAUAUCCCUAAGAUGAUCCGGGCCUGCGAGGAGGCUACCCUCUGGCCCGAGCUCGUUUUCCUGUACUGCCACUACGAUGAAUGGGACAACGCUGCUCUUGCUAUGAUGGAGCGUGCUGCCGAUGCUUGGGAGCACCACUCUUUCAAGGACAUCAUCGUCAAGGUCGCCAACUUGGAAAUUUACUACCGUGCACUCAACUUUUACCUGCAAGAGCAGCCUCUGCUUCUCACCGAUCUGCUUCAGGUGUUGACUCCUCGUAUCGACGUCAACCGUGUUGUACGCAUUUUCAAGACGUCGGACAACAUCCCUCUGAUCAAGCCUUUCCUCCUGAACGUCCAGACACAGAACAAGAGGGCGGUCAACGAUGCCAUUAAUGAUUUGUUGAUCGAAGAAGAGGACUACAAACUUCUUCGUGAUUCAGUGGACAACCAUGAUAACUUCGACGCCGUGGAGCUCGCGCAGCGCCUCGAGAAGCACGACCUCAUCUUUUUCCGCCAGAUUGCGGCGAACAUCUACCGCAACAACAAGCGUUGGGCUAAGUCAAUCGAGCUUUCCAAGCAAGACAAGCUUUACAAGGACGCCAUUGAGACGGCCGCUAUCUCUGCCAAGUCCGAUGUGGUUGAGGAGCUCCUCCGCUACUUUGUGGACAUUGGUAGCCGAGAAUGCUACGUUGGCAUGCUGUAUGCAUGCUACGAGCUGAUUCGCCCCGAUGUGAUCCUGGAGUUGUCAUGGCGACAUGGCCUUCAAGACUUCACAAUGCCAUUUAUGAUCAACUUCCUUUGUGAGCAAACACGGACGAUUGAGAUGUUAAAGAAGGAUAACGAGGAGCGGAAGUCGCGGGAGGUGACACAACAGAAGGACGAAGACAACACGCCAAUCUUGGGCGGUUCUAGGCUCAUGCUGACGCAGGGACCAGCGGCGCCCGCACCUCCUGUCUAUGGACAGGCAAAUGGGAUAACGCCGCAGGCCACGGGAUUUCGACCUUUUUAG
Messenger RNA from Aspergillus versicolor CBS 583.65, 5031 nucleotides. RefSeq names its product clathrin heavy chain. The transcript has 6 exons. Gene Ontology annotation, biological process: receptor-mediated endocytosis; intracellular protein transport; Golgi to endosome transport. Gene Ontology annotation, molecular function: clathrin light chain binding; structural molecule activity. The record is from RefSeq and is a predicted model, not a curated record. The coding region runs from base 1 to 5031 and encodes 1676 amino acids. Gene Ontology annotation, cellular component: clathrin coat of coated pit; actin cortical patch; clathrin complex. Lineage: Eukaryota; Fungi; Ascomycota; Eurotiomycetes; Eurotiales; Aspergillaceae.